UCGCGACUCUUCUCUUCUCGGGUACGAACGUUCUCCACGCUGCUGCAGUCGCGUCCGCGAGUCUGAUCGCGCAGGUAACGCGUAGGAGUGCGAAACCAAGCCCGAAAAGCUGAGUGAAUCCGGAGAAAAGGGUAUCUAGAGGACUCGAGGAAAAAUAUGGAGUCCAUGGGGCGAUAUCUCGUUCUAAUCUCGGUGGGAAUAUUAUGGAGCUGCGUACUAGGUCUCCACCGACCACCACCGAGAUAUUCUCAGCAAUACAUGCCGGAAACCUCAUUCUCCUGUCGCAACAAGAUCGUCGGUAGCUAUUACGCGGAUCCUGAGACCGACUGCCAAGUCUUCCAUGUCUGUGUCUCUGUGGCUGGUAGUAUUCAGGAUUACAAGUUCCUUUGCCCCAACGAUACUGCCUUCGAUCAAGAGAGUCAAACUUGUGCCGAUUGGUACGACGUGGAUUGCGAGGCCGCGACUCUCUACUAUGCCAGCGAUAACUUUGACUUGUAUAGAAUUGGUUCCGGCCUGGAAUCCGUGCAUUACGACAACUUACGCAGUGACGCCGAGCCUCAAGAUCAUCUUCAGCGCAGCGAAAGCAGCGACGCGGUUCGAUCCUCCGCGAACGCUGUGAAUCGAGUAUCUUCGUCCAACUACAACAAUCGCGAGGUACUGCGAGGUAGCAGUAGCGGCAAUUUGUAUAACAGAAACAACAAGGAAGACGAGUACGAAGAUAAAUUGUAUAAGGAGGAACAAGACAACAAGAAGAAAGGCGGCAUUCGAAAAGCCAGUAGGAAGCAACCGUACACCGGCAAUGGUAGUAGCAACUAUUCGCCAACGUCCACCACGUCGGCACCAGCCGUGCCUAGUCAGAACACCUACAACGGCAAUUAUUACAACAGCAACGCGUAUAAUCAACGAUCUACGACGUACGCCCCGUCAACGACCGUCCGAUCUCAAGAGAACUACAACAAGAAUCAGAACACGCAAAGAUACAGCGUACCGUCGUCCACGUAUCGACCUAGCACGACAUAUCAGGACACAUACAACAACUAUCAAUCACCCAGCACGACUGCCAGAACAACUUCGAACAACGCCUACAAUUCGAACUUCUACAACGUCUACAACUCAAACUACAAUCAACAGAAUGCUGGUAGUUCCGCCCAACAGAAUACUGGCAGUUCCGUUCAAGCCACAACUCUGAAACCGAGCAGCUACAAUCCGAAAACCAGCUAUCAGACUUAUCAAUUCGCACAAUCCACCACUGUUCAACCGAGUACCAUAAAUUAUCAGACAAGCGAUUACACCAAUUAUCAACAAAGGAACUACAACAACAUUCAACGAGGAAGCAGCGCACCAGUUGCGUACCAAUCCACCACGUCCGCACCUACCGCUUAUAAUCAUAAUUACAACAAUAACAACAAUAAUAAUAAUGUCCAGUACAGACCAGCCACGUCCACUAGUCAGGACAUUCCUCAAACUACUGCCAAAUAUUACGCCAACAAUUUCGCAAGCAACAGUUAUGCACCCACAACUUACAGCCCAGCAACGAAAAAAUACGUAAACGUGGACAAUACUGUCGCACAGACCGCUUUAAGGAACAACGAAAACAGCCAAUAUUAUGAUAAAACGAGCCAAGCGAGUAAGCCUUCCACUCAAUACUACGAUAGCACGAAAACGCCUAAGAAGGCAACUCAAUAUAAUAACAAUUAUGACAACGCGAGCAGCGGCAAGUCAUACUAUAUCGAAACAAGCACGGGUAGCUUCAACCUCGCGAGAUCUUCCGUGGGAAUUGGUUUCAGUCCCGCAAGUAUCAAUCAUCUCGCCGAGUCGCCGAAAACCACCACGCCGGUACCAAGACGGUCUUCUAGCGCUACCACUUAUAACCCAAACAACUUCAAUUCUAACGGUCAGAGGACCGUUCAACCGACAACGACACCACGUGGAGUUACCUAUGUCAGCGGAUCCGCGAGACCGUUCACGUCGACGACUAGAUUACCUAGCAGCAGUAAUAGCAAUAGCGCCAGCAGUACGACAGCACGAUCAAAAUCGGGCAAAAAGAACGAUUACGAUUAUGCGUAUUACGAUAGCACGGGUGGCCUGGAAUAUGACGGAGUCGAUCUCGAGCAUGUCACAAGCAACAAAGAAUCUACGAAAAUCGCGAGAAAUUAAAACAUCGUCUCGUUAUAUACCGCAUAUCGAAUUUCUUGAACCUCGAUACCAGUGAUGUAAAAUUGAAGAGUGUAUACCCUGCAUAGCAAAGCGAAAACAGAUUUUAAGCACGGUCUGCUAUCAAUUUUUUAUUACAGAAAGGUAACAAAUUGAGAUUUACCCAGAAUUUGUAUUAUCUGACAUUGUCAGCAAAUUACUGUCAGAAAUGUUGCUAGACAUGCUUUGUCAGCAGAUUGAUAAUAGAAACUAACAACUCUGAUCGAGUUUGCUGCCAAUUUGCUGCCUAUCGAGUAUGCUGCCUAAAUUGCUAACAUUUUGCUAUCAGAGUAAAUAUCUCCCUACCUCUGUAAUUUCAGGUACAGGUAUAUUUUUUAAAUACCUGUACACUUAUAUCUGAAUAUAUUUUUUGCAAUGAAACAAAUGUAUUCGUAGAAGGGCUUCAUUAUUUUUGAGUACUUACUCUAAAUUAAAAAAAAUACAUUUGAUAAUAUUUCAAAUCAGCUCUUCAAUGAUACAAUAUAACCAAACAGAAUUAUACUAGGCUAAAGCUAUUAAUUAGCUGAAAUUAAAUGUACUUUUAAAGUAUCUGUAGUUAGAUACCGAAAAUAAAAGUACCUUUUACAUCACUGAUCGAUAGGAGGAAUUUCUUGUUUGUAUUAUUGUUUAUUAGUGGCCAGUCAUCAUCAAAAUCGGUCUUCGAUUAAGCGUACUCGCGCAAAGAGACGCGAAGAAGAAAGCGAUAUAAGUAUUGAAUACCGAUUUUGAGAGAUAAAAAAAGAAUCAUCGAUCGAUAUUGUUCACUUAAAUGCAUGUAUGUUCAAUCGAGAUUUGACGGCUCGUCGGCCGUUAUUAACAAUAUAAUUUGUAGUUCAGUAUUCUAGGUUAAUUGUUUAUGUAUAUUUUACGAUGUUUAAUCCGCGCAGCAUUGAGUGUCGAUGUAUCGAUAUUACAAACAUUAAGAAAUUCUAGCGCAAAAGAUUGUUUUGCCGACAUUAAUAUUACCCUUUUUAUUUUGUUGCGUAAAAAAAACCGUUGAAAUGACCGAUUAUUAAUAACGCUUAUUGUGUAUUGAUACAGUGCGAAGUUUGAUUGUCGAAACGUUAGAUUUCUCACAUAUUUUAUGCAUGCAUAUCGACAAAAGUCUGCAUAAAAUGUGUUCAGAAUAAAGAUUGUUUAAUUACUUGCGCCUCCCCUGAAGUAUACGUACUGAGUGUAUAUACACUAUAACUAUUUUAAUUAAGAAAAGCAUUAAAUAGCA
Molecule: messenger RNA, 3415 nt
Organism: Trachymyrmex septentrionalis
Lineage: Eukaryota; Metazoa; Arthropoda; Insecta; Hymenoptera; Formicidae
Product: probable serine/threonine-protein kinase clkA
Exons: 4
Coding region: 157-2157 (666 amino acids)
Cellular component (GO): extracellular region
Molecular function (GO): chitin binding
Source: RefSeq, a predicted model, not a curated record